Molecule: messenger RNA, 1974 nt
Organism: Saprolegnia parasitica CBS 223.65
Lineage: Eukaryota; Oomycota; Saprolegniomycetes; Saprolegniales; Saprolegniaceae
Exons: 6
Coding region: 1-1974 (657 amino acids)
Source: RefSeq, a predicted model, not a curated record
AUGGAGGACCUCGUGACGUACGCAUGCAGCGGCCGGCUCCCGCCCCUCGGAGGCGCGCUCAUGCGGCAUGUUCGGUGGGAAGACGUCGGCGCCAUGAACAUGACGCCGAGCAAGCUCUGCAAGCUCGGGCAGACGCUCGUGCGCCAGCUGCGCGCCGGGGACGCCGACAUGGCGGCGCCGCUCUGGGUCUGGACAUGCACCCUCGUCGCCAAGAGCUUCCUCUGCCCGACGAAGACCGAGUUUCAUGCGUGGUACGCUGCAGUCGUUAUCGCAGCACCGACCGUGGACCUGCCGCCGACGCUCUGUGACCUCAUGGACACGGCGAUGCUCAUGCGCGGCCUUUUUAUCGGAAUCACCAACGUCUGCCCCAUGACGGCCAAGAUGAAGCAGGCGUCUCGCGCGCUGUGCAUCAAGUACGAUGUGACGCAUGAUGUCGUGCUCGCCAACUGGGAGAAGCAAGCCGCCAUCGACCGGAAGCUGGAUGUUUGCACGCUUGUGCUUGACGACGCCUCGAGUCGAGCGCAGAUCGAUCUCCUCCUCAAGCUUCUGCGGCGCGCGAGGGAUGAUGUCCAGUGGUCGUCGCUACUCUUGAAGCUGCUGGAGCCCCGACCGGCGUUAGCACUCGUUCUGCUACCAGAGGUCGCGACCGUCUUGGCCACAACCAAGCCGUCGAAAGCCGCUCGAAAGCUCGUGCUGGACUGUAUGGGGAUUGUCGCACCAGCGUACUUUUGCCGCGAGCUUGUUUGCAAGGCGCUUGGCGUGCUUCUCGAGGAUCCAGACGCGACGCUGCGUCUCGCGGCGCUCAAACUCACGAUGCAGCUUCGAAGCGCCCAUCGUGAGGCCUUUGUCGUCGGUCAUGACCGCGAUCUGCAGCAGGCGCUCGUCGCAGCCAUCGUCCACGACAGCGCGAAAAGCGUUGUUGUCGCGUCGGUACACGCCCUUGCGACGCUUCUGCACGAAGAACCAGCUUCUGAGGCCGUCGAUUUACCAGCGGAGCUUGCGGGCCACUUGAUCUCAAAGUUCAUUUUGGUCAAGGCAGCGCCGGCAGCCGAGGCAACCCACGAGCACGUCGCUACACUUCUGCAUGCUUCGUCGCUUCCUAUCGACUUGAACACGUUCAUGGCGGCGGUUGCGGUUGCCGAUGUCGAUCAAAAGCGUCGGCUCAUUGACAUCUACGCUCAUCGUCACGGCUUGAGCUGCAUUGAGCCCGCCGCGAUCGCGACGCGCCUCUACACCAUCGUGCACGAGAUCGAGCCUUUCGGCCUGAAUUUGGACAGCACCGAGCGCGUCUUGGUAUUUUUCAGCCAUGUGGCGCCGUCAAACGAAGGAGCAUCGCUAUGGAUCCAAGAACUCUUGCGGCGAUUCGAAAAUGCGAUUGAUCAGUACAGCGCGCCGUGCUCGAUCGGCGUCUUCCUUCUGGCGACAUCGUGGGCUCUGCACAUGCAUCGACGCGCCGUCGAACAAUGCACGGACGGCGCGCUGCAGCUGCUGCACCAGCUUUUUGGCAGCGCCUGUGCUCGCACGCCACACGACGAAUAUGUUGGCGCCCAUGCGUUGCAGUUUCUGCUCGCUGCGCGCUGCAAGAGAGACACGUGGUCGGCGGCGCUGGAGGAUUUGCUCUCCGACUUGCUGUUUUGCGGGCCGUGCCAGCCGCCUUUGAUGCGACUCUGGUACACGCUACCGCAAGCCCAAGAGCGUGUGUACUAUGUCGUUGCCCAUGCCCAAGAUUUGGCCUUUGAUGGUCAUGACUUGGCACGCGUCCAGAGCUUUGUGCGUCUUUUGGGCGUCGUGGCGACAGAGAACGCAAAAUUCAUCGCUCGACAGUGCCCGACGCUGAUGGAAGCAAGCCCGGGCAGCGAGCCGGACGAAGAGCACUACAUGGACGAGUAUGAGCUCGAGAUGGACCAGAAGCGCGCCAUUCAAACUCUGGCGCGGCGUUCUCGCCGCCACAAUCGCUGGUUUUCUGCGCACUAG